UGAACAGAGACAGCUCUCAGUCUGGGGCGAGCGCUUCAGUGAGCGUGGAUGCUUGGGCAGUAGUCCCUGCGGCGGCGGCGGCGGCAGCGGCGGCGGCAGCAGUAGUGGUGGCAGAAGAGAGGAAGGGGGAGGGCCCCGAGGGCUACACACGCUCACACUUUCAAGUUCCCCCGGAGGGAGAGGAGGUGGGGCUGCAGAAAGAGGAGGCCAGGAGCAGUUCCAUCCGUCCCGUCCCGUCUCCCCCUCUUCCUCUUGCUCCCUGCACCCUGGCUCUGCAAGAGUUGAGGGUUCGGGUGGCAGUACGCGGCAGUGAGGGCAAGAGGGCCAGGAGAGUGGGGAGCGGAGCCAGGGGUGCGGGGGAAGAUGCCCAUCCUGCUGUUCCUCAUAGACACGUCCGCCUCUAUGAACCAGCGCACUGACCUGGGCACCUCCUAUUUGGACAUUGCCAAAGGCGCUGUGGAGUUAUUCUUGAAGCUGCGCUCCCGGGACCCGGCCAGCCGCGGAGACAGGUACAUGCUGGUCACCUACGACGAACCCCCGUACUGCAUCAAGGCUGGUUGGAAGGAAAAUCACGCAACAUUCAUGAGUGAACUAAAAAAUCUUCAGGCUUCUGGACUGACUACUCUUGGUCAGGCUCUAAGAUCCUCAUUUGAUUUGUUAAAUCUCAAUAGAUUAAUAUCUGGAAUAGACAAUUAUGGACAGGGGAGAAAUCCAUUUUUUUUAGAACCAUCUAUUUUAAUUACCAUCACAGAUGGAAACAAGUUAACAAGUACUGCUGGUGUUCAAGAAGAGCUCCAUCUGCCUUUGAAUUCUCCUCUGCCUGGAAGUGAACUAACCAAAGAACCUUUUCGUUGGGAUCAAAGGUUAUUUGCCCUGGUGUUGCGUUUGCCUGGAUUGGCUUCUACUGAACCCGAGCAGCUAGGGAGUGUACCCACUGAUGAAUCUGCCAUCACACAGAUGUGCGAAGUCACAGGAGGUCGCUCCUACUGUGUUAGAACACAACGAAUGUUGAAUCAAUGCUUAGAAUCCUUAGUUCAAAAAGUUCAGAGUGGUGUAGUGAUUAACUUUGAAAAAACAGGACCAGAUCCACUUCCUAUUGGAGAAGAUGGACUUAUGGACUCAUCCAGGCCAAGCAAUUCAUUGGCUUCUCAACCAUGGCAUAGUUGUCAUAAGCUGAUCUACGUACGACCCAACUCUAAGACUGGUGUUCCUGUUGGACACUGGCCAAUUCCAGAAUCUUUUUGGCCAGAUCAGAAUUUACCUUCACUACCUCCGCGAACCUCUCAUCCUGUCGUGAGGUUCUCUUGCGUAGAUUGUGAGCCAAUGGUAAUAGACAAACUUCCCUUUGACAAAUAUGAACUUGAACCUUCACCCUUAACUCAGUACAUCCUGGAACGAAAGUCUCCCCAUACCUGCUGGCAGGUGUUUGUUACCAGCAGUGGAAAAUACAAUGAACUUGGAUAUCCAUUUGGUUAUUUAAAAGCCAGUACGACUUUAACUUGUGUAAACCUCUUUGUGAUGCCCUACAACUACCCAGUUUUACUCCCUCUUUUAGAUGAUUUGUUUAAAGUUCACAAGCUUAAGCCAAAUUUGAAGUGGCGACAGGCUUUUGACAGCUACUUAAAAACUCUGCCUCCAUACUACUUAUUACCAUUAAAGAAAGCACUAAGGAUGAUGGGAGCUCCAAAUCUGAUAUCAGAUAAUUUAGAUUGUGGACUUAGUUACAGUGUUAUCUCUUACCUUAAAAAACUCAGCCAACAGACCAAACUAGAAUCAGAACGAAUACUAGCCUCAGUGGGGAAGAAACCUCCCCAGGAAAUUGGAAUCAAAGUGAAAAAUCACUCUGGAGACGGUGUGUCCUUGACUCACAAUAAAAAUUUUAGGAAACUAUUGAAAGAAAUCAUAGGGGAAAGUGCACCGAGACUAACAGAACUGAAUACCAAAGAAUUUGCUGGCUUCCAAGUAGGGCUCUUAAACAAGGAUUUGAAACCUCAGACAUACAGAAAUGCUUAUGAUAUUCCACGUAGAGGUCUUUUAGACCAGUUAACCAGAAUGCGAUCCAAUCUGCUGAAAACACACAAGUCUAUUGUCGGACAAGAUGAAGAUUCCCUUCAUAGUGUUCCAGUUGCACAAAUGGGGAACUACCAGGAAUAUCUAAAGACAUUGGCUUCUCCACUUCGAGAGAUCGAUCCAGAUCAACCAAAAAGACUACACACUUUUGGAAAUCCAUUUAAACAAGAUAAGAAGGGAAUGAUGAUUGAUGAAGCAGAUGAGUUUGUAGCAGGGCCACAAAACAAAGUGAAACGUCCUGGAGAACCCAGCAGUCCUUUGUCAUCUAAGAGAAGGCGGAGUAUGUCCCUGCUGUUGAGGAAACCACAAACACCACCUACUGUAACUAACCAUGUGGGCGGAAAGGGACCACCCUCAGCCUCGUGGUUCCCAUCUUAUCCAAACCUCAUAAAACCCACCCUUGUACAUACAGAUGUUCCCGUCGCUCCCGAGGGCCCUGAGGAGAAGCUGGAGAAUGGUCGCCUCUCGCCGGACGCCUUCUUGUCCAAACCUGCUGCGCCGGAGCUUUUGAAUGUGGCCGGAGACGCCGUCCCGCCCGGCCAGUUCGAGUCUCUGGCUGAUGGUUUCACGGACCUAAGGAAAGACCAUCUAAUUCACAAGGCCGCCUGCAAUGCGCUCCUGGGAGGAGCCCCAAACUGCAGUGUCCCUGUAGACGAUCAAAAAGCCCCGACGACCUCUGCCUUGGAACCUGGGCCAAAUACUUUGCAAAUGACUCCUGCCAUGGCCCAGGGAAUCAAUGCUGAUAUAAAACACCAGUUAAUGAAGGAAGUUCGAAAAUUCGGACGACGGUAUGAAAGAAUUUUCGUUUUGCUUGAAGGAGUGCAAGGACCUCUUGCAGUCAAGAAACAAUUUGUUGAAUUUACCAUCAAGGAAGCUGCAAGGUUCAAAAGACGAGUCUUAAUUCAGUACCUUGAGAAGGUACUAGAAAAAAUAGAAUCACAUCACCUUCUCCUCAACGUCAAUCACAUCAACAGCAGAUCAUCAUGUUAAUGCAAAGAGCAAGGAGAAAAAAAGAACAAGCUUUCUGUGCUGCAGGCUGGAGCAGGAUAUUGUUGAAUAUCCUAGAAUAUUUUAGUCAAGGGAACUGCCUUCCAGAGGCUAAGAAAAAGCAGUGGAGCUUUUUGGCAUAUGAUUCUCUGGCAGUAAAAGCUGGCUUUUGCCCCAUGCAUUUUCUUGGAAGGUAUUAAUUUGUAGUUUUGUGGUUCCUUUUCCCAAGUGAGGAAGGUGAUGUGAUUCAUCCAGCAGGUGAAAUUGUCAACACUGUCGCCCCUACCACACUUUUUGGGAUAAGGGUUCACUCUUGAACUUGGCUGUCCUGGGCAUUUCCAGAGUGACUUGGUGCUCUUAAACGGUGUCCUUUCGAAAGAAUAGGUGUUCAGAUUCCAACUAGUUAUCUUGUGUGUGCUGAACAAAGUUUUCAACAAUUCCUAGUUGUGCCUUUUCAAACAUGCAAUAUUCAGGACAGUUUGGAUCCAAGAGCAAGAAAGCUGCUAUUCAGGUAACUUAUCUCGCCGUGGGAGGGGCAGGGAGAGUCAGUAAACAAUCUACCUCCAACUUUCUUCUAUUUUGUCUAGAGACAUUGCAAAGUGCACCUGAGGCUGCCCCAGGCCCUGACGUUUGUUCUCGUAUGUGACAACAGAGAAUCUUCAGGUGGACUUAGGCAUUCUGUGCUUCAGAAGCACUAAAAAAAAAAAAUAGUGUAUAUAUUUCCUUUAAUGUUUAUACAAAGGUUUAUAUGGAGCAGUAUUGUGAUGUUUGUAUUCAUUUGCAAAAAAAUUAAGUGUACAAAGAGAUUUUGACUUUGCAUAUAUAAAAUAAAUCAUUUUAUUGAUUUUUCACAAGUUCA
This is a messenger RNA of Phacochoerus africanus (Common warthog), 3916 nucleotides long. RefSeq names its product integrator complex subunit 6-like. Gene Ontology annotation, biological process: snRNA 3'-end processing. The coding region runs from base 364 to 3060 and encodes 898 amino acids. The transcript is spliced from 18 exons. The record is from RefSeq and is a predicted model, not a curated record. Gene Ontology annotation, cellular component: integrator complex. Lineage: Eukaryota; Metazoa; Chordata; Mammalia; Artiodactyla; Suidae.